Messenger RNA from Cuscuta campestris, 818 nucleotides. Lineage: Eukaryota; Viridiplantae; Streptophyta; Magnoliopsida; Solanales; Convolvulaceae. The record is from the annotation of a GenBank genome assembly.
GCAAAAAAAGAAAAAAGAAAAAAAAAGAUUGAAAGAAAAGAAGCAGAGGUUAGGCUUAGGUAUAAACCGGCUUAGGUAUAAACCCUUCUGUCGUCUACGACAAUUGUUGCCUGGCAUCAUCAUUAUCGUCGUCAUAGACAUCAGCUGCAAAGAAAAUGGCGGUUAGGUUGAGAUUGUCGAGGUUCGGAUGCAAGAACAAACCCUUCUACAGAGUGAUGGCCGCCGACAGUAGAUCUCCCAGAGACGGCAAGCAUUUGGAGGUCCUCGGCUACUACAAUCCCUUACCCGGUCAAGAUGGUGGUAAAAGAAUGGGUCUUAACUUUGAAAGGGUGAAAUACUGGCUAUCAGUUGGUGCACAGGCAUCCGAACCCGUUCAGCGUCUUCUUUUUAGAGCAGGUGUGUUGCCACCGCCGCCAAUGACAGCUAUGGGACGAAAAGGUGGGCCCCGAGACAACCGUCAGGUCGAUCCUAUGACGGGACGUGUGACAUUUGAGAACUCAAAAAAAGACCAGGAAGCCCCUCUUGUCAAAUGAAAGAUGUUGGAAACAAGUGUGUUUGCUAUAUUGUAUGGCUUUCUCUUUCUCUCUCUCUCUCUCUCUCUCUCUCUCUCUCUCUCUCUCUUUUUGAUGUUUUUUUUGUUGUUUGCUUUCUUCACCUAUUUACCAAAUAGGCCAAAAUACAAUUAGAUGGCUGGGGAAUAAUUCUAGUACCUUUAGUCUAUACCUAUGUUUUAAGAUACUAGUUCUCUUUUUUUUUUCUUUCUUUCACUAUUGUUACUUGGUGGUUUGAUAAUAUAUUAAUAUAGUGCCUUUGAUCUU